AUGGAUUUUACGAAUGUAACAUGCGAGGCUGUUGAGACUCCCGUUACUGUAAUUUGUGCUAUAUACGCUUUUCAUGUUACAGUCUUCUUUAUUCUCACAUAUAGCAUUUUCAAACAUAAAAACUGUUUUCAUCCAUUUUUCAGCAUAUUCUUUGGUUGUUUCAUGCUCAGCUAUGCGGUCUCUGAUUUUUUCACGUUCUUACGGUUAACGUUGUAUCGACUGCACAUAUCGCUAGGCGAAGGAAAUGUGACAGUCUUGAGGCUGUACGAGAUACUCUACAUAUAUGCAUCUCCUUGUGCUGUUGCAAUUCUUAUUGAAAGACUUGUGGCCACUCUCUAUCCAGCACGUUACGAGCACAGUCGUCCAUGGUCACUGAUGAUAGUGGCGCAACUGCUGUGUAUGACUGUUGCAAUUCUUAUCGUAUAUUCUCAAGAAUGGCAUGAGGAAUCAGAUAUCCAAGAGUAUUGUAUGGUCGGAAACCAGGCACUUAUCAUUAUGACGUUGAUCAUCUUACUUCUGGUGAAUCGGGUACGCACGAGACGAGAAAUUGGAAGCGGUCAACUUCGUUAUCGCUAUCAGAUGUCGGAAAAUAUCACUGCUCUGCAAUUAGUCAUACCGGUCAUUGUGCUUGAUGCAAUGUUAACUGUGGUGGAUAUUUUAUGGAAGCUGAUAUUCUCUGUCGACUUACAAUUUGAAGCGAGUCAAUGCGAUGUCAAGCACUAUAUUCUGAAAUUUACUGUGUCAAGACUGAUACGACUGAUGUUUGAAUUUUUCAUUCAAAUUGCGGUAAUUUUGCAACAUCCUGCCAUAAGAAAGAAAGUUUAUUUGAGGUUGCACUGUUGGUCUUCACCUUCUCAAAUGGGCUCGCAAGAGUUUCAUGUGAAGAAUGUCUUAGGAGAAGACAUACACACAAAACAGACUUCAGACGAACACUUCUGUGCGUUGCGGGCAAAUUGGGCUUGAUCUAUUCUUUCAGUAGCAUACUUUGAAUUGUCAUUUUCCUCACCUUAAAGGCAGUGUCCAGGCUAAACCUAAC
Molecule: messenger RNA, 1036 nt
Organism: Cylicocyclus nassatus
Lineage: Eukaryota; Metazoa; Nematoda; Chromadorea; Rhabditida; Strongylidae
Source: the annotation of a GenBank genome assembly